GAGCGGGAAGCGCGCAGCGGCGAUACCGGCGGGCUGCCGGGCUACAGAAACAGCUCCGGCGGGGGGCUCUCUCCCUGUCUCCGGGCACGACUGCAGCUUAGGUGUUGCUGCUGAUCGAUCUGCACUGUCCCUCCUCUCUCUCUCCCGCGUGAAAAGCAAAAAAAGCAAGCCCCAGGAAAAAAUUCCCUGCUGUGACUGCUGCUGCCGCCGCCGCCGCCUCCUCGUCUGCUGAGUCAUGGAUUGAGGGUCCCUCUCUCGUCGCGGAAAUCACUGACACGUCUCGGAACUGGGUCUGCUGCCGCAGCCAUUCGGAGCCCUCUUUCCAGGGCCACCAGGAUCCAGCAGGGAUAACGCUCCGCCUCCUUCUCCAGCCGUCUGCAUAGGCAAGCUUGCCCUCCGCAGCGUUUUCUCUCCGAGGCUCGGGUCUGUCCUCCAGGCUUUUUCCUCCUUUCCGUGCCCACCUUCUCUCUCUGUCUCUCCCCCCCCAAAGAAAAAGCCCCCCCAACUCUUGAACCAUGAUCGCCGCCGCUUUUUUAGUUUUGCUGAGACCUUACAGCAUCCAGUGUGCCCUCUUCUUGCUCCUUCUGCUGCUGGGCACCAUCGCCACAAUUUUAUUCUUCUGUUGCUGGCACCGUAAGCUCCAGAAAGGGAGGCAUCAUCCGAUCAAAUCCGUCUUUUCGGGACGGUCCAGGAGCCGAGAUGCUGUAAUGAGAACUCAUCACUUUCGCUCUGAGGUAAUUUAUUUAGCGCGCAAUCUAAAGGGUUUUAGACCAAGUCCACGCCACAUUAGAAGACGUGUAGUGCCUCGCCUUGAAGAAACACAGCCUCUGGUAGAAGCACAUCAACUGAGUGAGCAAGAAACAUUGAUUAAGAAAAGGAAGAUCAAGAAAAGCAGCAGAGUCCAACCAGAAUUCUACCAUUCUGUUCAAGUCACACCAACUCGAAAGCCAAGCUCAGGAACCGCUUCCUACAGAUGCUCCAUGUCCUCCUCUGCUGAUUUUUCCGACGACGACGAUUUCAGCCAGAAAUCUGGUUCCCUGUCCCCAGCUCCGGGUGACACCCUGCCCUGGAACCUACCUAAACAUGAGAGAUCGAAGAGGAAAAUUCAAGGAGGCUCUGUGCUGGAUCCAGCUGAGAGAGCUGUGCUCAGGAUAGCCGAUGAAAGGGACAAAGUACAAAAGAAAACAUUCACAAAAUGGAUAAACCAGCACCUUAUGAAGAUUCGCAAGCAUGUGAAUGACCUCUAUGAAGAUUUGAGAGAUGGACAUAAUUUGAUUUCUCUUUUAGAAGUUCUUUCAGGAGACACCUUGCCAAGGGAGCGAGAUUUUUUGAAGACCUUACGGUUGGUGAGUUCAACAGAAGCAUGUCCGUAUGAACAGCAUGAGGAUGAGGAGGAUGAGGAUAAGGGGCCCAGAGAGAAAGGUCGGAUGCGUUUUCACAGACUGCAGAAUGUACAAAUUGCACUCGAUUAUUUAAAAAGACGGCAGGUGAAACUGGUGAACAUUAGGAAUGAUGACAUAACGGAUGGGAAUCCCAAAUUGACUUUGGGAUUAAUAUGGACCAUAAUUUUGCACUUUCAGAUUUCUGACAUCCAUGUUACUGGAGAGUCAGAGGAUAUGUCUGCUAAAGAGCGAUUACUUCUGUGGACGCAGCAGACAACUGAGGGUUAUGCUGGAAUUCGUUGUGAAAAUUUCACUACCUGCUGGCGAGAUGGGAAAUUAUUUAAUGCCAUCAUUCAUAAAUACAGGCCGGACCUGAUAGACAUGAAUACCGUUGCUGUUCAAAGCAACCUUGCAAAUUUAGAGCAUGCUUUUUUUGUAGCAGAAAAACUUGGUGUUGCCAGACUUCUGGAUCCUGAAGAUGUUGAUGUCUCCUCGCCUGAUGAGAAGUCAGUAAUCACUUAUGUGUCAUCACUUUAUGAUGCAUUUCCCAAAGUACCAGAAGGUGGUGAAGGCAUCAGUGCACAUGAUGUUGAAGUCAAAUGGGUUGAAUACCAGAAUAUGGUGAACUACCUCAUCCAGUGGAUCAGGCACCAUGCCACAAUGAUGGCUGACAGAGUGUUUCCAAACAAUCCUGUGGAACUCAAGGCACUUUAUAACCAAUAUUUACAAUUUAAAGAAACAGAAAUUCCACCAAAGGAGAUAGAUAAAUCAAAAAUCAAACACCUGUAUAAAUUACUGGAGGUUUGGAUAGAAUUUGGGCGUAUCAAGCUUCCUCAAGGCUACCACCCAAAUGACAUAGAAAAAGAAUGGGGAAAGCUAAUUAUUGCUAUGUUGGAAAGAGAGAAAACACUUCGACCAGAAGUUGAAAGGUUAGAAAUGCUGCAGCAGAUUGCAAACAGAGUUCAGCGAGACAGCCUGAACUGUGAAGACAAACUAAUGCUUGCUCGAAAUGCUGUGCAAUCAGACGCAAAGCGCUUAGAAUCAGGUCUGCAGUUCCAGAAUGAAGCAGAGAUCGCAGGCUAUCUACUUGAAUGUGAGAAUCUACUGUGUCAACAAGUCAUGGAUGCCCAGAAUCUUAUUGAUGGAAAAUAUUACCAAGCAGAUCAGCUGGUCCAGAGGGUUGCAAAACUCCGAGAUGACCUUAUGGCCUUAAGAGCAGAGUACUCCUCAGUCUACAGCCGUGGGAGGACACUGACAACGGAACAGACCAAGAUGAUGAUAUCAGGAAUAACUCAAAGCUUAAACUCAGGAUUUGCACCAAAUUUAAGCCCUAGUUUAAACUCUGGACUAAGCCAGGGCUUAUUGCCCUCCUUGACAUCAUCCAGUCUUACAUCAGGUUUAUCAUCGGGUCUUUCUUCAAGACUGACUCCAGCCAUCACCCCAGCAUACACACCUGGUUUUCCACCACGGUUAAUUCAAAGCUACAUAACAGGAGUUGACACUAGUGCACUACAAACACUCAAACUGAUGCAGAUCCGAAAACCUCUGAUGAAAUCGGCAUUUAUCGAUCAGAAUUUAACAGAGGAGGAAGUCAACAUGAAAUUUGUUCAGGACCUCUUAAGAUGGGUAGAUGAAAUGCAGGUGCAACUUGAUCAGUCUGAAUGGGGUUCAGAUUUGCCAAGUGUUGAAAGCCAUUUAGAAAAUCACAAAAACGUCCACAAAGCUAUUGAAGAAUUUGAGUCAAGCCUUAAAGAAGCAAAAAUCAGUGAGAUCCAAAUGACUGCUCCCCUUAAACUCAGCUAUGCAGAAAAAUUGCACAAACUGGAGAGCCAAUAUGCAAAACUCUUGAAUACAUCAAGAAAUCAGGAAAGGCACCUUGACACCCUUCACAAUUUUGUAUCUCGUGCUACCAGGGAACUCAUAUGGUUGAAUGAAAAAGAAGAGGAGGAGGUUGCAUAUGACUGGAGUGAAAGAAAUACAAAUAUAGCAAGGAAAAAGGAAUAUCAUGCAGAACUAAUGAGGGAACUUGAUCAGAAAGAAGAAAUUAUUAAAUCGGUUCAGGAAAUAGCAGAACAAUUGCUAUUUGAAAACCACCCUGCAAGGCUAACUAUUGAGGCCUACCGAGCUGCAAUGCAGACACAGUGGAGUUGGAUUUUACAGCUUUGCCAAUGUGUUGAACAGCAUCUAAGAGAAAACACUGCAUAUUUUCAGUUUUUCAAUGAUGCCAAAGAGGCCAUCGAUUACUUGAAGAAUUUAAGAGAUGCUGUACAUCGAAAAUACAGCUGUGAUAGGUCCAGCAGUAUUCAUAAACUAGAACAUCUGAUCCAAGAGUCCAUGGACGAAAAAGAACAGCUCCUGCAGUACAAGAACACAGUGGCAGGCCUUGUGGGGCGAGCAAAGACAAUAAUUCAGCUGAAGCCCAGGAAUCCAGAUAAUCCCCUGAAAACAUCCUUACCAAUUAAAGCCAUCUGUGACUAUAGACAAAUUGAGAUAACCAUUUACAAAGAUGAUGAAUGCGUUUUAGCAAGCAACUCCCACCGGGCAAAAUGGAAAGUGAUUAGUCCAAGUGGCAACGAGGCCAUGGUUCCCUCUGUAUGUUUUACUGUUCCUCCACCCAACAAAGAAGCAAUAGACACUGCAAACAGAAUUGAACAGCAAUAUCAGAAUGUCCUAGCCCUGUGGCAUGAAUCACAUAUAAACAUGAAGAGUGUGGUCUCCUGGCAUUACUUAACAAAUGAAAUUGAAACAGUUCGAGCCAGUAAUGUUGCUUCGAUAAAGACCCUCUUGCCAGGUGAACAUCAGCAGGUUUUAAGCAACUUGCAUUCCCGCUUUGAUGACUUCCUGGAAGACAGCCAGAAAUCUAAAAUUUUUUCAGUUGCUGACAUUGCACAGCUAGAAAGGGAGGUGAAUGUGUGCAAGCAGUACUACCAAGAGCUCCUUAAGUCUGCAGAGAGAGAAGAGCAUGAAGAAUCCAUUUACAAUCUAUACAUCUCAGAUGUUCGAAACAUCAGACUCCGUUUGGAGAAUUGUGAAGAUCGUUUAAUUAGGCAGAUUCGAACCCCGCUAGAGAGAGAUGACUUACAUGAAAGUGUAUUUCGGAUCUCUGAACAAGAGAAUCUGAAGAAGGAGUUGGAUCGACUCAAAGAGGAUUUGGAAACGAUCACAGACAAAUGUGAUGAUUUUUUCAGUCAAGCUUCUGGUUCACCCUCAAUUCCUACUCUGCGGUCGGAGCUUAACCUUGUAAUUCAAAAUAUGAAUCAGAUUUACUCCAUGUCUUCCAUUUACAUAGAAAAGUUAAAAACUGUAAAUUUGGUGCUCAAAAAUACUCAAGGAGCUGAAGCACUGGUAAAGCUAUAUGAAACUAAACUAUGUGAGGAAGAGCCAUUAACUGCUGACAAGAGUAAUAUUGAAAACCUUAUGGGAACAUUAAAGCAAUGGAGAUCAGAAGUUGAUGUAAAAAGAGAAGUAUUCCAUGCUCUAGAAGAUGAACUCCAGAAAGCCAAAGCAAUUAGUGAUCAAAUGUUUAAAACACACAAGGAACGUGAUAUUGACUUUGAUUGGCACAAAGAGAAAGCAGAUCAGCUGACUGAGAGGUGGCAAAAUGUUCAUUCUCAGAUUGAAAAUAGGUUGCGGGACUUAGAAGGUAUCAAUAAAUCUCUGAAGUACUACAGGGAUACUUAUGGUGCACUGGAUAACUGGAUUAAGCAAGUCGAAGAAACUCAGCAGAGGUUCCAGGAAAACCCACCUCAAAACAGUAAAGCUCUGGCUAAACAGCUAAACCAGCAAAAGAUGUUAGUGUCUGAAAUAGAGAUGAAGCAAAACAAACUAGAUGAAUGCCAGAAGUACUCAGAGCAGUACUCAGCUGCAGUAAAGGACUAUGAGUUGCAAACAAUGACAUAUAGAGCCAUGGUUGACUCCCAGCAAAAAUCUCCAGUGAAACGCCGAAGAAUGCAGAGCUCCUCUGAUUUUAUUAUCCAAGAGUUUAUGGAUUUACGAACACGCUACACAGCUUUGGUAACCUUGAUGACUCAGUAUAUAAAGUUUGCUAGUGACUCUCUCAAAAGACUGGAGGAAGAAGAGAUUCUAAAAAAUAAGGAAGCAGUAGUACGUUCUGAAUAUACUGAUCUGGAACAGCAGCAAAAGGCAGUAACGAAUGAGAACAGAAAACUUAAGGAGAGGAUAAAUGAACUUGAGGAGAUGUUAGAGGAGUUGAGGAGACGGAAGUUCCAAGCCGAAGACGAUUUGCCCAAAGCCAAGGCAGAUGCAGAGAAAGAACUGAAGAAACAGCAGAAGACAAUUGAAGAGAUUUCUCUCCAGAAAGCCAAGGCUGAGCAAGAGGCAAAGCACUAUCUCAUGGAACUGGAGGAUGUUGUUAAAGAGAAAGAAGGUGCAGAGCAGGAAUUGGAGCGUGUGAAGCAGCUCACUUUGAAAGCUGAGGCUCAGAGAAGUAUAGUUGAAGAAAAGCUCAGGGCUUUCAGAAUCCAGCUAGAGGAAAGUGCCAUAGUUAGAAAGACUCUUGAAGAUAAUUUAAAAAGGAAAGACACAAAUCUUCAAGAUUUAGAGCAGCAAAAGAAAGCAUUAAUGGAAGAGCUGAAGAAGAAAACUGCUGAAGAAGAGAAGCUUAUGAAUCUAAUUAAGGACAUGGAACGAGACCUAGAGUUUCAAGGUAGUUUAGUGAAAAACAAGUGCAGAGAGAAGGAAAUAACUGAAGUUCGAAGGCAAAUUUGUAUAAUAGGACAAGAAACUCUGUUACCAACAGGUUCAGACAUUUUCAGAGAAAAGCAAGAAAUAAGGAAUAUAGAGGAAUUCCAGCAACUUGUAGAUGAGCUAACAUUUGCCAACAAAAAGUCUGAAAAAAUAAUUAAAGAUUUAAAAUAUGAACUGUAUGAACUUGAACUUCAGAAUGCAUCCACUGAAGAAAAGGCUCGUUUACUAAAAGAAAAACUGGAUGAGGCCAAUAAUUCUCUGAGGCGCCUGAAAAUAGAGCUGGAUCAGAAAGAACUGGUAGAGCAAGGAUACUUGGAGCAACUGAAGGAACUCGACAGGCAGCUGCACAAAACCACAGGCAAAGCCGAAGAAAUAAUGCAAGAAGCUAUGGAUCUUAAAAAAAUAAAUAGGAAUGAUCAAGAACAGCUGAGGUCACUUCAAAAAGAAAAGGCACAAUUAAAGAGGGAGCUGGAGGAGCUGGCUAGGACACACACACACACUGAAACCACUAUUCAGCAGUUAAAUUCCCAAAUGACUUAUCUUCAGCAGGAAAAGAUGGUAGCAGAACAGAGAACAAUUUCAUGCAAAGGGGAAGCAAGUAACCUACAGGAGCAGUUCAGAAAACUGCAGGAACAAUUUAUUCAAAAGACAAGAGAAGAAAAAGAAAACCAGCUGAAGAUUCAAAGACUGAAAGAUGAUUUAGCGGAUAGCAAUCACUUGGUGGAAAAGUUAAAACAGAAGAUUGAGGAGCUAACUAGAUGGAACAGCGAGACCAAAAUAAUGAUGACUGAAUUCCGGACUGAAUCGGAGAAGAUAGUUCUCGAGAGACAAAUUAUUGACAGAAAAAAUGAUGAAUUGAAAGUGCUGGCUGAGGGCUUCAAAGAGCAGCUACGUGUCACAAAUGAACAACUGCACAAACAGAUAAUAAUUGAGCAAGAGCACUUGGAUAAAAUCAAGAGAUUAGAAGAUGAGUUAAUAAAAACAAAAGACGCAGCCAAUGAGUUUAAGCAGAAAUGUGACAGGGAGAAUGCUUAUAACAUGAAUGCUGAGAUGGAGGUAAGAAACCUAAGUGCCCAGUUAAGUACCUUUGCUAUGGAAAUGAAGAUGAGUGAGCAGAAAAUCCAGCAGCAGCAAGCCCAUAUUCAUGAGCUCAAUAGCAAGAUGAAGAAGAUGCAAGACGAUUUCCACCAGAAGACCUUAGAUGAACAAAUGGCACGUAAAAAGAUGGCUUCGCUUCAGGAAGAGUCAAUUAAGUUUAAGCAUUCUGCAGAGGAGUUUAAGAAGAAAUUUGAAAAACUCUUGGAAUCCCACAACUUAGCAGAAAAUGACAUAUCAGGUAUAAGGAUGGAAUGCAUCACCCUACAGCAAGAAAGGCACAUGGCUCAAGAAAACAUUAGAAUGUAUAAGGCUCAAAUUGAAGAUCUGCAAGACAGACUUCAGAAAUGCCGCGAGCAGCUGCAGCAAGGCAAGCAUGCUGAAAUGGAAUAUUUGCAGAAAUAUCGCAAACUGGAAGAAGAAUUGCAGAUGCAGAAGCGGACAAUAGAGAACCUGAAGCACCAAAUAGACCUGCAGAACAGAGAGCACUGCAAUCAGUUGCGCUUGUUUCAGAAUGAGAUCAACAAAAGAAACAUCAAGUUAGACUUUGGGUGGAAGGGAAAUGGGUUUAGUUACUUGGGAGACACCUCCCCAAGAGAUUUUGAACAAAUUAACCUCUGUACGAAUACAUCUCCUUUAUUAAGAAGGAGACAAAUAAGUGGUCCAGGUUGUAAAUCUGAACAGCUGGUUGCACAAAAAUUGCAAGUAGCUGCAACUGAUUCAUUGCCACGAGAGAAGCCGUUCCAGUUGUCUGGAAUAACCCAUCCACUGGAAAAUGGGUUAAGCCAACAGUCCUAUGCAGAGUAUGUUUCCCAGACAAGCGCAGAGUUUGAAAUAACAUUUGAUAACAACCCUGUCACAAGAAUAUCAGAAAUAGAUAAAUUGAGAGACGCCAAACUUCUCAGUUCAAGGCAUGAAGACAGUUAUGAAAUGGGAUUAGGGAACCACCUGCAUCCACUGGAGAAGUCAGUGGAAGAGGAAAAGAAAGAACAUGUUGAAAAAGCUGGGGACUUACUGAAAUGGGUGUCAAAUAUUACCAAGAACCUUGGCAAAAACGGAGGAGAAAAGCCUGAAAAAGCAGAUUUUCAUAAGAAACAGAUUUCUUCCGAUGAACUGUCAACCAAGAAAGAACAGAUAUCAGAAGCUUUGCAAACAACGCAGUCAUUUUUAGCAAAACAUGGUGAUAAAAUGACAGAUGAAGGGAAAAAUGAAAUGGAAAACUAUAUGAAGUCUCUGCAAGAAGGUUAUAAACUGUUAUCCAAUGAAGAUUUGAAGCAGUUGCAGCAGGAACAAAAUGUAGAUAAUGACAACAUGGAUGAAAAGGUGGACAAAAUCAUAGCUGGCGUCAUUGAUCAAACAACUGGAGAGAUGUUUUCAGUCUUACAGGCAAUUUAUAAAGGCCUUAUUGACUAUGACACUGGAAUUCAAUUACUUCAGAGCCAGCUCAUUUUAUCAGGUCUAAUUUCACCAGCCUUGGGAAGAAGGUUUGACCUUGAAGAAGCAAAAGCCCAUGAACUUGUUGAUGAACAAGCUAUAUUGCAACUGCAAGGUUUGCAGAAUGCUAAGAUGAUCAUUUCAGAAUUGCAAUUAACAACACUCCCAGUUGUAGCUGCUUUGGAAGAGGAUUUAAUUUCAGAAUCUCUGGCUAUUAAAAUUCUUGAGAUUCAGCUUUCCAGAGGGCAUCUAAUGAUACCGGCCACAGGAGAACGGCUGACUUUGCACAAAGCUUUUCAGAAGAACCUAAUUUCUGCAGCAUUAUAUACCAAGCUCCUAGAAAGACAUGACAUGUGCAAAGACCUUAUUGACCCCAACACUGCAGAAAAGAUCGCCCUUGAGGAAUUGCUUGAAAGAACUGUAGUACAUAGAGAAACAGGCUUGAGGCUGUUACCUGUGACCCCUCAAGAAAGAGGCAAAAUAACACUAAAAUGUGGAAGAAAGAUAACUAUUUUUAGAGCAGCUCAUGAAGGACUUAUAGAGAGGGAGACCAUGUUCAGGCUGUUAGGGGCUCAGCUACUUUCUGGAGGCAUAAUUCAUCCUGAUACAGGACACAGAAUGUCUCUUGAGGAAGCAAUGAAAGAAGGUGUAAUUGAUCAGGACACUGCCUGUGCUAUUUUGACUCAUCAGAUCCAGACAGGUGGGAUCUUCUGUCAAAAUUCAUCAAAACGUUUGACUGUAGAUGAAGCUGUACAGUGUAACUUAAUAUCUUCUAGCAGUGCCUUGCUGGUCCUACAAGCACAACGAGGCUUCAUUGGACUCAUCUGGCCACAUAGCGGUGAAAUAUUUCCUGUAUCUACAUCUUUGCAUCAAGGCAUGAUCACUAAUGAGCAGGCCUGCAAAAUUCUAAAUGGGCGGCAAAAAAUAGCAGCAUUCUAUAUUCCAGAAACUUGUGAAGUGAUUGGCCUGGAUGCUGCUGCCCAGCAAGGAGUCAUAGAUAGUAACACUAAAUCAAUUUUAAAUAAUGUUACCCUACCUGAUGAAAUGCCUAAUAUGGAUGAUAUACCAUUCCCUUUGAAAAAAGCUGCAAGAUGGCUCUCCUCUUGUGAACUUCAUCCACCCACCCAGCAUGCUCAUGGAAAGGAUGCUUCUGACACUAGCGAGCCCAUACUUAGGUUCUCAGAACAAAUGCAAAAGCUCUUCAUGUCUUACCUAAUGAUCAAUAGUUGUAUGGAUGCAAACACGGGGCAGAGACUUUUGUUGCAUUGUGGUGACUUAAAUGAAACUGUCAGCUCGUUAAUGGAUGACAGUCAUUCAGAAUAUUAUACAGAUAGGACAGAAGGGCAAUUUUGUAUAAACACAAAAACACAAAAUCUUGAGCAACAGCCUGAAUACGUAACGUUUAGUGGCAUCACUAGCAAUGUUUUAGGUCAAGGGACAAGUGUUCAAAAUAUUUCUAAUGGCAAUAACAAAAAGGAGUUUUAUAAAGAUCACUGGAAUGACAAAAGCUCAGGGGAAAAUGGUUUCCCUGUUGUGGCUAGUGGUUCAGAGCAGUCAGAACGUGGCACAAAUACUUUAUUUUGUAAACAGGAAGAUAGAGCUGGAAAGGUAAUUGAUACAAAUCAAAACCUUGAAAAAGAAAAUGCAUUUAGAAGUUUGCUGAAACCUUCUGAACAAAUGCAAGUGGUAGUGUGUGAAAAUACAACUAACCAAGCAAAUGCUGGAAAUGUUGAAACAAAAGUGUCUCUUUCUGACUAUUCACAAAAAAGCCUUCCUCCAAGAAUAAAUGAAGAUAACAUUUUCAUGAUAGAGGGGAAGAACAUCAAGGGGAAUGAAAACAAGAUGCCUUCAGGCAUCUUAGACAACAUUCUGGAUAUAAAUUAUUCUUCAGCUAUUAAGAAAGAAGAGGAAGUGCAAGAGAGCUCUUAUGUUUCACAUCUCAUGGGCAACAACAUGCAGAAAUGCAUGACUUGCGUUUUGCAGACUGAAGAAGACAUUAUUUUAAUAAAGAAAGAUGAGGUAAAUGAUGACUUUCAGGAUAGUUUAUACAUCUGCAUGGAACCUGACAAUAAACUCUUAAAUGAUGAACUUACUGGGGAAGAGUUAGGGCCUUGUAAUGAGAGUAGGAUAUUACAGUCACGAAAUAAUGCUACUCCACUACUGCGUAACAGUGAUGAUAACGGGAACAGUGAGUCUCAUUUACAAGUCUUUAUUGAUGCAAAUGAGAGAUUACCAUUAGAAUACCACUGUAUAACACAUGAUGCCUGUCUUCAUAAGACUGAUAAGCCACCGCAAGAAGUCCUUACAAAUAUAGAUGCCAAUCCACAACCAGAAGACUAUGCUAAUAAAUUUACUGGGUGCCUGUUAGAAGACCAUGCCAGUGUGCAAGAUGCAUUACAGUUGGAAGCUAGAGAUCAUAUACAUGGCAGUCUGUCACUGGAAGAUUGCCCUAAUAAAUAUAGUGUGUCAGUCCUAGAAAAUACUUUCAUUCCCAAUGGCCAUCCAGUACAGAAAGACAACAUCACUUUGAUUUCUGGAUUGCAGGAAGAGCAAAUUGAAAUGGAAAGUGGCCCAUCUCUGGAAAGUCAGAUUAAUAUCAGUGAUGUACAACAACCCAUAGAUCUGGCUAAUUUAUGUAGUGUGUCUUUGCUUGAUGACCAUACAAAUUUUGAAGGCAUUGCACUGUUGGAAUAUCAUACUGAAGAGAAGUAUAUUGGACCAAUUCAGAGAAAUUAUGCUAUUACUCAUGCUGGGAUUCCACUUGAAAGUACCAUUGGUACAAAUGCUGGGAUCCCAGUAGAAGUCAGUACUGAAUCUCUUAAUGCAUCAUCCGUUAAAAACAAUACUGAUAGAGAGUCCACAUCAGCUCUGGAAGUCAGUGCUAGUAUGAAGCAUAAUGAGCCAUCUGUAGACGACAGUAGGGCAGCAUUUAUGUGUGACAGGUUAUUUCUGGAAAGCUGUAACAGUAAGCCAUCUGAACUGUUGCAUGAAAGAGAAUGUAGUACUCCACAGUCAGAAAUUAGCAAUGACUAUAAGGAUCCUUGUGACACAGUUAAAGAUGGCAGCAAGUCCAGUGAUUCUCUACAAAUCAAUCGUAACAAUGAUAAAUCUUAUAACACAGGCAAGAUUGAAAUAGGUGAUUCCUCUGCUGUUAAGGAAGAUGUUGUCCCAGAGCUCAGCCACAGUUCUGUAGCCAUCAAAGGAGCAGCAGAUAAUCCAAUACAAGAAGCAGAAUCUUCUGUGGACAACCUGAAUGCAGAAGAGGAAGGCAUUCUGUGCUUUAGUGAAUCAAAUGAUUCUGAUAUAUUUGAAAUUAUCAAUAUGGCAGCAUUCAGUGCAAAGAUACGAGGGACAAUCUUAGAAGAACAGGCAGAAAGCACUGGAGAUGUAGAAAAAGGUCAGAAAAAAGGAAGUGAAGAAAGUAGAGAUUGCUCCCUGGGAAAGUUGGAUGAAGCUGAAAUGAAAAAAGAUGAGCAUGAGAGAAUCAGAAUGAAAGGAGAAGAUGACUCUGAAAGUGAACAUGAAAUCUUAUUUAUGGAUAAUGGCAGUGACAAUAGUGGGGAUAAUGAGGAUGAGGAUGAUUUUGAAGGUUAUGAUCAUGUCGAUUUUGAUUAUGAUACUCCUGAUGAAACAGAUUAUGAGGAUGAAGAGGUAUUGGAAAUGCAUUAUUCACAGUGCUGUGAUAAAAGCAUAGGAGUCCAGGUGCCUGCAAUUGCAGAGACAGAAAGCAAGAAUAUUCAUCAUGAAAACAAUGGCUUACUGUGCUUUAAACACUACAGUGUUGAUGAAUACGGAAAUGUAGCUGAUGUUGCUAAAGAAAACAUUCAGGACCUUCACUGUAAAAGUAAAGAGGAAAGCUGGCAAAAAACAGAACAGGCUUCUGAGUCUUUCCUGGAAAAUAAUCCUGCAUUACACAGCAGUCAAACCUCCCAAUUAAGUAUAAACAAUGGUGUGACAUUAGAAGAUAUAACUGGAACAGAAGAGAUUCGUGCUGAAUUAGAUAUAUCUCCUCAAAGCAACUUAUAUGCUGAAAACAACAAAGCUAAAAUUCUUGAUGAUGUAUCUGUGCCAUGUUUGAACUGUGAGAAAAGACAAGAAGUAGACGAUGGAAAAUCAGCACAAGCAUUUACCAGUAUAUCACAUAGUCAAUUAGAAAUGUGUGAUCUGAAACAAAAUAAAAAUAGAGCAUUCAUUCUGAAGGAAGAUAGUAUCCAGGAAUCAAGUGGAAGCUUUGGAGAGCCUUGUUCAUCAGUUUUUAAAAAUGGUUAUAAAAUUACUCCCUUGCGUGAUGAGAAAAUGAGUCUUGAUCAAACUUCAAAUAAGAACACCUUAGUUACACAUGCCAAUGGCUUUGCUACAGAUGAAUCAGUGGUCCACGUAGAGGAGUGCAACCUUUCCACUUAUUUAAAGAAAUGUGCGAAAGAUGUAAUAGGCAGGGAUAUCUUAGCAAUGAGAGGGAGAGAUUCAUCUUACCUUAAGAAAGCUGAAAGAGACAUUGAAGAGAGUGGAGAGGAGCUAGUGGCAGUGAGCAGUGUAAACAGCAGAGAAAAACAGCAUCCAGAAGAAGUUAGUAAAGAGGCUAGUAUUCAUUCCACAGUGUGUCAUGAUAAAGUCCAAAGCUAUAAAUGUGCCUUUAGCAACAUGGAGUGUGUUGAAGUUAUUGAAGAAGUAGGUAACAAGGUUGAAGCACGUUCUGAAGAACAUAUACAUGUAAUUGGCUUCUCUUCUAGUACUUUAGACACCAUGGAUGAUCGCUGGCAUAGCACUGAGCAGAAAAAACAUGAAACAUCAGUCAGUCACAGUAGUGUGGGGUCUCCUAAGGAAGAUGAUGUUCUAGACCAUGAUCCUGCUUUCUUUGAAAAUGGCAUUCAGAUAAAAAUGCAACAACCGCAAAAAGAUGUGAUGCUUCCUAAUUUUCACCCAGUCAGAGAUCAGGAAAUUUAUUUUUCUGAAAAGCCACCUAUAUUACCUGAAAGCCUAACAAAUAUACUUAAAGGCAAAAUACAAGAUGGCCAUGUUUACUGCAAGCAGGAAGACGAACCUUUAAGUUAUAUUGGCACAAGAGCUUUAAUGCAAAAUUUACUUAAAAUGGUUAAUUGCACACCCUGGGGAAAUGAGGAUUCUAGUCAGUCUGAUAUCCCACAUAUAAGUGGUGAUACUAGAACUGCCACUUCACUGAGCCUACAUUCAAAUGAACAUAAUUCUACUCCAUAUAUUUGUCUUGAAAGUAGAAGUCCUGACCUCCUCAUUGAUAUACUGAAGCAAGACCAUUGCAGUCAAAGAAAUGAUGGCAUUCAUGAAACAAUGGACAUGAAGGCCCAGACUGAAAGAGAGCAGGAUAAAAAAACUUCUCAGUAUGAUCAUGACUUUCCUGGAUGUUCAUCACAAUUAAAAGUGGAAACUCCUGCAGAGAGUACUGGCUCAUACAGUAAGGAUCUUGGUUUGAAAGAACACCCUUCGGCUGAGGAGCCAUACAAUCCAUCAAAAAGCUUCUCUGAUGCCUUUGAAUUGAAGGAAUCUGUACCAAGUCCUGAUGCAAAGAGUAUGCUAUACAGUGGUCUGCAGCAAUGUUCUUGGUACACAGAGAGUCUGAGAAGACACUUGACAGUGAUUCAAGAUAUGAAAUUUCUCUUAGAUGAUCUGCACCCCAUCAGUAAUGAUUUGGAAGCCCUAAAAGUGCAACUUGAACAGUUAGAGUCUUUUGAAUCAGGACUUGCUGGCUUUGCUGUUAUUUUGCGGAAAGAUAUGAAGUUAGCAGAAGAGUUUAUAAAAUUUCAGCACAAGGAUGUUCCCAGAGAGCAGCUUGAGGAUCUAAAAGAAAGCUAUGAAUGUUUGGAGAAGGAUUUCUUUGUAGUCUGUGAAAUGUCUUCAAAUCGAGCAAAGCAAAUAGUCUUUGCAGUAAACUCUGAAAUGGCUAAACUUGCAGUGUUACAUCAGGAACAUCUAGUCAAGCUUCAGGAGUUUACAGACUGGAUCGAGGAGAAGAGUGAAACCAUUAACAAUCUCCAGAUGGAUGGAUGUGAUGUAGAUGUGAAGCAAAGGCUUCAGUUAUUCAAGGACCUGGAAAAAGAAUUUGGAUGUAGAAAAAUGCAGUUGGAAUCUACAGCACUUGACAUUCAGUUCUUCAUUUCUGAGCAUGCCCAAGAUCUUUCCCCAAACCAGAGCAAGCAGCUCCUGAGACUCUUGAAUACUACCCAGAAGCACUUCCAGGAAAUGCAAGGGACAAUAAGAUCCCAAGUGGACCAUUUUGAAACUCUCUUAAAGAAAGAACAAGUUCUUGUUGACCAGAAGGACUUGGCAGAGCAGCACCAGGAAUUCACAGAAAAACUACAGGAUAUAUGUGAUCUCCUCACACAGACAGAAAACCAGCUCAUUGGCCACAAAGAAUCGCUUGUUAUUGAAGAUGCUAAGGCUGAGUUGCAGCAGUACCAAGCAAAGCAAGAGGAGCUACAGAGAAAUAUGCAAGCAAAUACACAGGCACUGGCAGAAAUUGUGAAAAAUACGGAGAUGUUCUUGAAAGAAAACGGAGAAAGGCUGCUUCAGGAAGACAAGACUGCUCUUGAAAAGAAGCUUAAUGAAGCCAAGACCAAGUGUUUGCUACUUAGCCAGAAGGCAGAAGAGUCCAGAAAACAGCUGGAUAAAGCCAUGACAACAGCAAUUAAGCAGGAAACAGAAAAGGUUGCAGCUAGAGAACAGCUAGAACAGAGUAAAAGUACAAUAGAAAAUCUUCUGGACUGGUUGUCAGAUGUAGACAAGGACGCCGAAAACAGGAGCAAUAAAUGCAAGCCAGCAAUCAAACAGAAUGACACCCAUUUCCAAGAAGGGGAUGUGGAGGGUUUGGCUGGUGAAGAAGAUGAAGUCAAUGGUAACUUGCUGGAAAUCCAGCAACAGAAUGAAAGUCAUGUAGAUGGACAACUGAAACCCUCAGAAGACAAUCUCAACAUGCAAUAUCAGAAAGCCAAGGCUCAACAUGAGAAAAUUGUUUCUCAGCAGCAAGCUGUCAUAAUAGCUACACAGUCAGCCCAAGCCCUGCUUGAGAAGCAAGGACAUCAUCUUUCUCCAGAGGAAAAAGAGAAGAUUCAAAGGAAUAUGAAAGAACUGAAGGUGCAGUAUGAAACUGCUUUAGCAGAGUCAGAGCAGAAACUGAAGCUAACACGUUCGUUGCAGGAGGAGCUUGAGAAGUUUGAUACAGACUAUGGUGAAUUUGAAAGCUGGCUCCAACAGGCAGAGCAAGAACUUGAUAACCUGGAGACAGGUGCAUCUGACUUCAGUGGUAUUAUCAUCAAACUGAAAAGGCAGAAGAGUUUUUCGGAAGAUGUCAUUUCUCAUAAAGGGGAUUUGCGGUACAUCACAAUUUCUGGACAGAGAGUAUUGGAUGCUGCAAAAUCGUGUAACAAAAGAGACGGUGUCAAAUAUGACAAAGAAGGCAUUGAUACGUCUUCAACUUCCACGGAGGUACAGAAUAAGCUGGAUAGUGCAACUGGUCGCUUCAAAUCUGUCUACUCUAAGUGCAGUAUCCUUGGAAAUAACCUCAAAGAUCUGGUAGAUAAAUAUCAGAAUUAUGAGGAUGCUUCAUCUGGUCUUCUGUCAGGACUCCAGGCCUGUGAAGAAGCUGUGAAUAAACAGUUAUCUGAGGCAGUUGCCAUAGAUCCAAGAAAUCUCCAGAGGCAGCUAGAAGAGACCAAGGUGCUGCAGGGGCAGGUGUCCAGUCACCAGGUUGCUGUAGAGAAACUGAAAAAAGCGGCCAAAGUGCUUUUUGACACCAGGGGAGAAUUACUGCCAGACAAAGAUGAAAUCCAGAAUACUCUGGAUACUAUUGUGGAUAAGUACAACCACUUAUCGAAAGCGGUGAAUGACCGGAAUGAGAAACUUCAGAUCACUCUGACACGUUCAUUAAGCGUCCAGGAUGGAUUGGAUGAAAUGCUUGAUUGGAUGAAUGGAGUUGAGAAGAGUCUUGAGGAGCAAGGUCAAGUGCCUUUGAAUUCUGCUGCUAUUCAGGAUGUCAUUAGUAAAAGCAUGGCACUAGAACAAGACAUUGUAGGACGUCAGAGCAGCCUAAAUGCUAUGAAAGAAAAGGUGAACAAAUUCAUGGAAACAACAGAUCCAUCCACUGCUUCGUCUUUACAAGCUAAAAUGAAUGAACUUUCUCUACGGUUUUGUGAAGCGAAUAAUAAACACAGGAAAAAACUUGAAAAGAUGAAGGGGUUGAAGACCAAAGUAGAGCUGUUUGAAAGCCUGUCUGAUAAACUUCAGUCAUUCUUGGACAAGAAAACUCAAGCUCUCAGUGAGGCUGACCUCCCCGGAAAAGAUGUUACUGAAAUGUCCCUAUAUGUGCAGGAAACCAACACCGAACUGAUGGAGCAGAAAAAAGAUCUUGACACUCUGCAACACCUCAUUGAAGAACUUUCUCCUUGUGCUCUUCCUGGAGACAAGUCAUUAGUGUUAGAAAAAGUAAAUGCCUUGUCAAAGAAAUUCAGAGAAAUGGAAGAGACUAUACGAGAAAAAAAAGAGAAUGUGUCCUCUUGCCAAAAGCAGAUGGAUGAGUUCAAUCUUGGUGUAGAAUCUUUGAAGAAAUGGAUAGACGAGAUGACAGAAAAAAUUCCAGCUAUACAGCCCUCUUUAAAUGCCGAGAAUUUAAAUAAGCAUUUGCAAAAUGCCAAGAAUUUGGAGGAGGAAUGGAGUUCAAAGGCACCUGACAUUCAGAAAAUGAUUAGUAGAGGGACAGCAUUGUGCAACCUAAUCAGUGCUGUGAUUUCCCCUGCAAGGUCAAGGAGAGUAAAAUCAGCUGUAAGCGGAACAGUAUUAAAUGGUGAAGGACCAGCUACAGGUACCCAGGGAUUCCUGACAAACAAAGAAGUGACCACUGUCCAACACAACAUGUCAACGAUAAACCAUAGUUACGAUGACUUGGGAGCAAUACUGAAGGAAAAGAGAUCAGAACUGGAAUCCACUCUUUUAAAUAUGCAAAACAUUCAAGAAGAAUCAAAUUCAAUGGUAGAAUGGUUACGGAAAAUGGAUACUGCUGCAGCCAAGUGGGAAGCAACUCUUCUUGACAGUGAAGCAGUUAAAGAACAAGUGGAUCAACAUAAGCUAUUUGAAACAGAACUGAAACAGAACGAGAAUAAAGUGCAAGAACUAAAGGACAGAGUGACAGAGCUGUUGGAGAAGAACCCGGACUCUCCCGAGGCGCUGAAAUGGAAACAGAUGUUAGAAAAAAUAGAUUCCAAAUGGAAAGAACUCAGCCAGGUAGCAGCUGAUAGACAGAAAAAACUGGAAGAGUCAUCAAAUUACCUGACCCAGUUCCAGGCUACCGAGGCUCAGUUAAAACAGUGGUUGGUGGAAAAGGAAUUAAUGGUCAGCGUGCUUGGACCACUGUCAAUUGAUCCAAAUAUGCUGAACACACAGAAGCAGCAAGUUCAGAUUCUGCUCAAUGAGUUUGACACUCGAAAACCUCAGUAUGAGCAGCUAACUACAGCAGGACAAGGGAUACUCAAGAGGCCAGGUGAACACCCACCUUCUCAUGCAACAGUGAAGCAGAAACUAGCCGCUGUGGCACAAAAAUGGGAUAGCUUAACAGGACAGCUAGGUGACCGAUGUGGCCGAAUUGACCAAGCCAUUGUCAAAAGCACGGAAUAUCAAAGCUGCCUGAGAAGCCUGUCUGAGAAGCUUAGUGUCUUGGAUGAUAAACUCAGCAGCAGCCUGGCUAUAAGUACAGACCCUGAUUCUGUGAAACAGCAGCUGGAAGUGGCCAGAGAAGUGAAAGAAGAAAUAGAACAAGAAAUGCUGAAUAUAAAUGUUGCUCAGACUCUAUGCGAGGAAUUGUCAGUACUGGUGGCAGAAGAUUACUUGAAAGCAGAACUUGCUAGGCAAUUGGAUGGCAUCUUAAAACCCUUUCAGGAUAUGGAACAAAAAGCAGGCACUCACAUUGAGCAACUUCAGUCGACAUAUGUUAGUUGUCAUCAGUUCCAGCAAAUGUCUAAGGACUUUCAGGCUUGGCUGGACAAAAAGAAAGAAGAACAAAACCAGCCUAGACCCAUCUCUACCAAGAUGGAGUCUCUGUGGACAUUAAUUGAUGAUCAGAAAGAGUUCAAGGCAGCCUUAUCUGAUCAGAUAGGUUCUUAUGAAAAAAUAAUUGCAGAAGGCGAAAGUCUACUCCAGAAGUCUCAGGGGGUGGAGAAGGCAGAGCUGCAGUUGCAACUGAACUUGCUCAAAGGUAACUGGGAUGAACUGAACAAACAAGUUAAAGAAAAUCAAGACAAGUUAAAUGAUUGCCUGGAAAAAGCCCUCAGAUACAAAGAGCAUGUAGAGAACUUACAGCCUUGGGUAGCGAAGUGCCAAAGCAACCUGUCUGAAAUAAAAAUGAGCAUAGAUCCUGUUCAGCUAGAGAAUUCCCUUGCUGAGGUGAAGACCUGGCAGAAGGACUUAGACAAACACCAAGGGAUGGUGGAGCUUUUAAGUAAUGCAGCUGAAACUUUCCUCAGUGCCUGUCAGACAGAUAAAGACAUUAUUGAGGAGGAGAAGGCACUGCUGAUCCAGAAAAUGGAUAUGAUCACAGAACAAAUGCAUGCUAAGAAAGAUGGUCUGGAAAAGAUGUCUCGGAGACUAAAAGAGUUUCAAGAAUCAUCCAAGGAAGUUAAAGAGCAGCUGAAGAAUGUCAGAGAACAGCUGGAAAUGCAUGAUUCUCUCAAACCCCAAAUUUACAGUAACAAACACUUGACGAUUAUGCAGACUCAGCAGAAAACACUCCAGGUCGUAAAGUCUCAAGUGGACCUUACAAAAAGGCUUGCCCAAGAACUGGUGGUAGAUGCUUCAGAUUCAUCAGGUGUCUCUGAACUCUUGUUGCAAGCAGAAACAUUGGAAGAUGAAUUCAGCGCUGUCAGCCAGCAGACUGAAGAUAAAUGCUCCUUCCUGGAGACUAAACUCCAGGGAAUUGGCCAUUUCCAAAAUACCAUCCGAGAGAUGUUUUCUCAGUUUGCAGAGUUUGAUGAUGAGUUAGACAGCAUGAAUUCUGUGGGUAGGGAUCUUGUCACACUGCGGUCACAGCAAGAGGAUAUCAAAACUUUCCUGAAAAAAUUGGAGGAACUCAUAAGCAGUAAUGAACAUGCAAAUAAGACCUGUAAAGUGAUGUUAGCAAAUGAAGCUGAAGCUUCUCCGGAUCUUGCCGGUAUAAAAAGGGACUUGGAAGCUUUAAAUAAGCAAUGCAACAAGUUAUUGGACAGAGCAAAAGCCGGAGAGGAACAGAUUAAAGGGACUAUUAACCGCAUCGAAGAGUUCUACAGUAAACUGAAGGGAUUUUCCAGACUACUUGGGGAAGCAGAAGAACAUGAAAACUCCCAAGGUCCUGUUGGAAUGGAAACUGAAACUAUAAAUCAACAGCUGAAUGUAUUUAAGGUAUUUGAGAAAGAAAAGAUUGAACCACUGCAAGUUAAGCAACAGGAGGUAAAUUGGUUGGGUCAAGGACUUAUUCAGAGCGCUGCUAAAAAUGCGAGUACUGAUAACCUCGAACGUGAUCUUGAGGAUGUUAACACAAGAUGGAAAACUCUCAACAAAAAGGUUGCACAUAGAGCAGCUCAAUUACAAGAAGCAUUACUCCAUUGUGGGAGGUUUCAAGAUGCUGUUGAAUCUAUACUUAGUUGGCUUAUCGACACAGAGGAUCUCGUGGCUAAUCAGAAGCCUCCUUCUGCUGAGUUUAAAGUUGUGAAGGCCCAAAUACAGGAACAGAAACUUCUCCAGAGAUUGCUGGAUGACCGCAAACCCACUGUUGAACUAAUCAAGCGAGAAGGGGAGAAAAUUGCAGAGUCAGCAGAGCCUGCUGAUAAAGAGAAGAUCUUGAAACAGCUGAGUCUCCUGGACAGCAGAUGGGAUGCAUUGCUUGAUAAAGCAGAAACAAGGAAUCGUCAAUUGGAAGGUAUCUCAGCUGUAGCACAGGAAUUCCAUGAAACUUUAGAACCACUCGUUGAAUGGCUAACCACCACUGAAAAGAAACUUUCAAAUUCAGAACCCAUUGGAACACAGGCUUCCAAACUACAGCAACAGAUUUCUCAACAUAAAGCCUUUGAGGAAGACAUCACCACUCGCAAUAAAAAUGUACAGCAAGCUAUUAAUAUUGGUAAGGCUUUAAAGACCAUGAGCUCCAGGGAAGAUAAGGAAAUGGUGCAGGAGAAACUAGAUUCUUCAAAAGCCCGAUACAGUGAGAUUCAAGAGAAAUGCAGCAGUAGGGCUCAGCUUCUACAGCAAGCCUAUUGCAAUGCUCAGAUUUUUGGAGAGGAUGAAGUUGAGUUGAUGAAUUGGCUGAAUGAAGUACAUGAGAAACUGAGCAAACUGACAGUUCAAGACUACAAUACUGACUUACUAGUGAAACAACACACUGAAAUGCUGGUUCUUCAAGAGGAGAUUCUGCUCAGAAAGCAGAAUGUUGAUCAAGCUAUACAAAAUGGUUUGGAGCUUCUCAAACAAACUACAGGUGAUGAAGUUGUCAUAAUUCAAGAUAAACUUGAAGGCAUUAAAACAAGGUACAAAGAUAUCACUAAGCUGAGUCCUGAUGUGUCCAAGACUUUAGAAAAGGCUCUACAGCUUUCAGGUCAGCUGCAAUCAGUUCAUGAGAAACUUAGCACUUGGCUUGACAAAGUUGAGGUGGAAUUACUGUCAUAUGAAUCUCAGCAUCCCAAAGGUGAAGAGUUAAAUCAAGCACAAGAAAGACAAAAGGCACUGAAAAAAGAAGCAAAGGAAAAUAGAAGCAUAUUGGACACUCUUAAUGAAGUCAGCAGUGCUUUGCUUGAACUGGUGCCAUGGAGAGCAAGGGAAGGGAUAGACAAAAUGGUUGCAGAAGAUAAUGAACGAUACAGAUCAGUGAGUGACACUAUAAGUCAGAAAGUGGAAGAAAUUGAUGCUGUCAUUUUCAGAUUGCAGCAGUUUGAACAUGCAGCUGACACUGAAUUGGCCUGGGUUGAUGAGACAGAAAAGAAACUGAUAUCUCUGGAGGAUAUUAGGCUUGAACGUGACCAGACCAUUGCUCAGCUACAAGUUCAAAAGGCAUUUACCAUGGAGAUUUUGAAACACAAGGAUACAGUAGAAGAACUUGUUGCAUCUGGGGAUGAGAUUAUGAAGACAUGCACAGAAGAGGAGAAACAAACCAUGAAGAAAAAACUGGAAAGCCUCUUACAAAAAUACAAUAUACUCUGUCAAAUGAACUCUAAGAGGAACCUGCAGUUAGAACGAGCUCAGUCUCUAGUCAGUCAGUUCUGGGAGACUUAUGAAGAGAUUUGGCCAUGGUUAACUGAAACAACAACAGUCAUCUCACAGCUUCCGGCGCCAGCUCUUGAAUAUGAAACUCUAAAGCAACAGCAAGAAGAACAUCGGCAACUGCGAGAGCUGAUUGCUGAACACAAGCCUCAUAUAGAUAAGAUGAAUAAGACUGGACCUCAACUUCUGGAGCUAAGCCCACGAGAAGGCUUUUUAAUCCAAGAGAAAUAUGUAGCAGCUGAUGCCCUUUACAAUCGAAUUAAAGAAGAUGUGAGAAAGCGGGCCCACGCACUGGACGAAGCCAUUUCUCAGUCUACCCAGUUCCAUGACAAGAUAGAUUCAACCACUGAGAGCCUGGAACGCAUUGUUGACCGGUUGAGGCAGCCACCUUCAAUCUCUGCCGAGGUUGAGAAGAUUAAAGAACAGAUCAGUGAAAAUAAGAAUGUGUCAGUUGAUCUUGAAAAACUUCAGCCAGUGUAUGAAACGCUCAAACAGCGUGGGGAAGAAAUGAUUGCACGUUCAGAAGGAACUGAUAAGGACAUAUCUGCUAAAGUGGUUCAAGAUAAGCUUGAUGAAAUGGUCUUUAUCUGGGAAGACAUCCAUACCUUGGCUGAGGAAAGGGAGGCCAAACUACUUGAUGCCAUGGAAUUAGCAGAGAAAUUCUGGUGUGACCAUAUGGCUCUUAUAGCCACUAUUAAAGAUACUCAGGAUUUUAUCAGAGAACUAGAAGGACCUGGAAUUGACCCUUCAGUGGUAAAACAGCAGCAAGAAGCAACUGAGACUAUCAAAGAAGAGAUAGAUGGGUUACAAGAAGAACUAGACAUAGUGGUGAACCUUGGCUCUGAACUCAUAGCAGCAUGUGGAGAACCUGACAAACCAUUAGUCAACAAGAGCAUAGAUGAGCUAAAUUCUGCUUGGGAUGCUUUAAAUAAAGCAUGGAAGGAGCGUGUUGACAAGCUUGAGGAAGCCAUGCAGGCAGCUGUUCAGUAUCAAGAUGGAUUGCAGGCCAUAUUUGACUGGGUGGAUAUCGCUGGCAGUAAAUUAACUUCCAUGUCACCAGUUGGAACAGACCUAGAAACAGUAAAACAGCAAACAGAAGAACUGAAGCAAUUUAAGAAAGAAGCCUAUCAGCAACAGAUAGAAAUGGAACGACUAAACCAUCAAGCAGAGCUGUUGUUGAAGAAGGUGACAGAAGAGAGUGAUAAACACACCGUACAAGACCCUUUGUCUGAACUCAAGCUGUUGUGGGAAAGUCUGGAAGAUAAAAUUGUUAGCCGCCAGCAUAAGCUGGAAGGUGCUUUGUUAGCUUUGGGACAGUUCCAGCAUGCCCUUGAUGAGUUGCUGACAUGGCUGACACACACAGAGGACCUGCUGAAUGAACAGAAACCUGUGGGUGGUGACCCCAAGGCUAUUGAAAUUGAACUGGCCAAGCAUCAUGUGCUACAAAAUGAUGUGUUAGCUCACCAGUCCACUGUGGAAACAGUUAAGAAAGCAGGAAAUGACCUGAUUCAGUCUAGUGCUGUUGAAGAAGCAAGCAAUUUACAAAGUAAGCUGGAACUUCUAAAUCAUCGAUGGCAAAAUGUCUUGGAAAAAACAGAAAAAAGGAAACGACAGCUGGACAGUGCUUUGAUCCAGGCCCAAGGUUUCCAUGGUGAAGUUGAAGAUCUGCAACAAUGGCUGACAGAAACCGAACGUCAGCUUUUGGCAUCAAAGCCUGUUGGUGGUUUACCAGAGACUGCAAGAGAGCAGCUUAAUAUCCAUAUGGAACUCUGUGCUGCCUUUGAAGCUAAAGAAGAAACAUACAAAUGUCUCAUGCAAAAGGGCCUGCAGAUGCUUGCAAGAUGCCUGGAGUCUGUCGAAACAAACGUUGAGCAGGACAUAAAUAAUCUUAAAGAAAAAUGGGAAUCAGUAGAAACCAAGCUGAGUGAAAGAAAAAUCAAACUGGAAGAAGCCCUCAGUUUGGCAAUGGAGUUCCACAACUCACUGCAGGACUUCAUCAACUGGCUUACUCAAGCUGAGCAAACCUUGACAAUGGCUUCUCGGCCAAGUCUUAUCUUGGAUACUGUCUUAUUUCAAAUUGAUGAACACAAGGUCUUUGCCAAUGAAGUGAAUGCCCACCGUGACCAGAUUAUUGAGCUGGACAAAACUGGAACACAUUUGAAGUACUUCAGCCAGAAACAGGAUGUUGUCCUCAUUAAAAAUCUGCUGAUCAGUGUCCAGAGUAGAUGGGAAAAAGUAGUUCAGCGCUUAGUGGAAAGAGGAAGAGCUUUGGAUGAUGCAAGGAAGCGUGCCAAGCAGUUCUGUGAAUCCUGGAACAAACUUACGGAAUGGCUGGAUGAUUCAGAAAAGGCUUUGGAUGCAGAGCUUGAAAUUGCCAAUGAUCCAGACAAAAUUAAGAUGCAGCUUGCCCAACAUAAGGAGUUCCAGAAAGCUCUUGGAGCCAAACAUUCUGUGUAUGACACGACAAAUAGAAGUGGACGCUCUUUGAAAGAAAAAACUUCCCUUGCUGAUGACAAUCUGAAACUGGAUGAUAUGCUGAGUGAACUCAGAGACAAAUGGGAUACAGUCUGUGGAAAAUCUGUAGAAAGACAGAACAAACUGGAAGAAGCUCUUCUGUUUUCUGGGCAAUUUACUGAUGCUCUUCAGGCUCUCAUAGAUUGGCUGUACAAAGUGGAACCGCAGCUGGCCGAAGAUCAGCCUGUGCACGGAGACAUUGAUUUAGUGAUGAACUUAAUAGAUAAUCACAAAGCCUUCCAGAAGGAACUGGGAAAGAGGACAAGCAGUGUCCAGGCUCUGAAGCGCUCUGCUCGUGAGCUGAUAGAAGGUAGCCGUGAUGAUUCCUCCUGGGUUAAGGUCCAAAUGCAGGAACUUGGCACUCGGUGGGAAACUGUGUGUGCACUGUCUGUCUCCAAGCAAACACGACUGGAACAAGCCCUCCACCAGGCGGAGGAAUUCCAUUCUGUUGUGCACGUUCUUUUGGAAUGGCUGGCUGAGGCUGAGCAGGCCCUUCGUUUCCAUGGCAAUCUCCCAGAUGAUGAAGAGGCUCUGCGUACUCUAAUAGAUCAGCAUAGGGAAUUCAUGAGGAAACUGGAAGAAAAAAAGGCUGAACUAACUAAAGCCACAGGUAUGGGAGAAACCAUCCUGGCUAUCUGCCACCCAGACUCCAUCACUACCAUUAAGCACUGGAUAACGAUAAUCAGAGCAAGGUUUGAAGAGGUGUUAGCAUGGGCAAAACAACAUCAGCAGAGGUUGGCAGGAGCUCUGGCUGCGCUUAUCGCUAAUCAAGAGUUGUUGGAAGCAUUAUUGACCUGGCUGCAGUGGGCAGAGACAACGCUUAGUGAAAAAGAUAAAGAGGUCAUUCCUCAGGAGAUUGAUGAUGUAAAGGCACUCAUAGCUGAGCAUCAGACAUUCAUGGAGGAAAUGACUCGAAAACAGCCUGAUGUGGAUAAGGUCACUAAGACACAUAAAAGGAAAGUAGCUGAAUCUGGUCCAAUCCAGUCUCAUAUUCCUGUCUUGGAUAAAGGAAGAGGAGGAAGAAAGCGUUCCCCAACACCAAGUAUGUAUCCCUCAGGUGCACAGGCCCAGAUUGAAACCAAGAAUCCACGAGUGAACCUCUUAGUCAGCAAAUGGCAACAAGUCUGGCUUCUGGCCCUGGAAAGAAGAAGGAAACUUAAUGAUGCUUUAGACCGACUAGAAGAGCUGAAGGAAUUUGCCAACUUUGAUUUUGAUAUUUGGCGGAAGAAGUAUAUGCGUUGGAUGAACCAUAAGAAAUCUCGAGUCAUGGACUUCUUUAGGAGGAUAGAUAAAGAUCAAGAUGGAAAGAUAACCAGACAGGAAUUUAUUGAUGGGAUCCUUUCUUCAAAAUUUCCUACUAGUCGGUUGGAAAUGAGUGCAGUUGCAGAUAUCUUUGACAGAGAUGGUGACGGAUAUAUUGACUAUUACGAAUUUGUAGCAGCGCUCCAUCCAAACAAGGAUGCAUACAAGCCUCUGACAGAUGCCGACAAAAUUGAAGAUGAGGUGACAAGGCAGGUAGCAAAAUGUAAAUGUGCAAAGCGAUUCCAGGUGGAACAGAUUGGUGACAACAAGUACAGAUUCUUCCUGGGAAAUCAGUUUGGUGACUCCCAGCAACUCCGUCUUGUCCGUAUUCUGCGGAGCACUGUUAUGGUUCGAGUUGGAGGUGGAUGGAUGGCACUUGAUGAGUUCUUAGUGAAAAAUGAUCCUUGCAGAGUUCAUCAUCAUGGAAGUAAAAUGUUACGUUCGGAAUCAAACUCUUCAAUUACCACUCAGCCGGCUUUAGCUAAAGGGAGGACUAACAUGGAGCUUCGAGAGAAGUUCAUUUUGGCAGAUGGAGCUAGCCAAAGCAUAGCUGCCUUCCGACAAAGGGGACGUAGAUCACGACCUUCUUCCAGGGGUGCUUCACCCAACAGGUCCACGUCUGUGUCAAAUCCGCCUGCCCAAGGGACUCCAACACCAGCUAUUGCUGCCAGCACACCCAAGACACCCCAUCAUUUAACACGCAACUAUGGUAAACCAUGGUUGAUAAACAGCAAAACAUCAUCUCCUUGUAAACCACCAGAGUGCUCUGAAUAUCAAGUGUCAUCCACAGAGGGGACUCCAAUACAAGGGAGUAAACUUAGAUUGCCAGGAUACCUGUCUGGGAAGGGUUUCCAUUCUGGAGAAGACAGUGGCCUAAUUUCAACAGCAGCUACGAGAGUCAGGGCACAUUUUGCAGACACCAGAAAAACACCAAGCAGACCUGGAAGUCGGGCAGGAAGCAAGACUGGCAGCAGAGCAAGCAGCCGCCGGGGCAGUGAUGCGUCUGACUUUGACAUUUCAGAAAUCCAGUCUGUGUGCUCGGAUGUAUCAGAGACUGUCCAUACCCCAAUCAGACCGACACCCCGACCUAGUUCUCGGUCAGCAUCUGGCAAGCCUUCCAAAAUUCCAACUCCCCAAAGAAGAUCGCCUGCCAGCAAAUUAGACAAAUCCUCUAAGAGAUAGUGUGAUUGGCUCAGUCAAGGUCUUCUUUUUCCUGUGCAUUAAAUAUUUAAGUUUGUAAGAUGUAAAAUAUUCUGUAGAAAUUAUUGUGAAAUAUUACAAGAGUUGGAUUUUUAAUUUUGGAGAUGGCCUUAUUUGUGUAUUUGUCUUGUUUAUUUUAUGUGUAUAAUUUCUGUCAUACUUGGUUUUGUUUAUGCCAUAUCCUAUGUGAACAGAUUUUUUUUUAAUGUUAACUAAAGGUUGUUUGCAGUAAUGUGUAGAGAGAUCACUAAAAGCAAUUCCUGAAUGUACAGUUGUCUUUGCAUCCUAAGUCAACAAGGCCUGUUGCUUUGUCAUUAGGUUAACGGUAAAGGAUACCUCAUAACUUUGUCUUAAUACAAAUGAAAAAGACAACAGGCAUCAUUAUGCAUUUUGAGCUAACACAGUGGACACUGAAAGGCAUGUGGAGGGGAUACUAAGAGACACUUUAUAUUGCAGUUGAUUAAACCAUAUCCUCCAAAGAAUUCACAGCGAAAGUUACUUAAAGAGCACUUGACAGUACUUCAGUACUCCAAUAUGUUACAGCAUUUUCUGCGCCAUGCUUUAAAGGCCAGACACCAUCUGGAUUCUAGAAUUGUUACACUUGUAUCGGAAUGCCAGUAUAAUCUGCACUCAUGUCAGCGUGAGGUUUUCUUUUGCUUGAGUGGAUGAUAGCACUGUAUCAUUGGACUCAUUUUAUAUCAAAGCAGUUUUGCUUGCAAACAGAAAAGGAAAAAAUCUAUGAAAUAAAUCUUGUCCCUUC
Rhineura floridana is the source of this 27636-nucleotide messenger RNA. It is a transcript of the gene DST, whose product is annotated as dystonin. Bases 516 to 26858 code for a protein of 8780 amino acids. Gene Ontology annotation, cellular component: focal adhesion; cytoplasm; keratin filament. Gene Ontology annotation, biological process: skin development; wound healing; intermediate filament bundle assembly. Lineage: Eukaryota; Metazoa; Chordata; Lepidosauria; Squamata; Rhineuridae. Gene Ontology annotation, molecular function: structural molecule activity; microtubule binding; keratin filament binding. The record is from RefSeq and is a predicted model, not a curated record. The transcript has 105 exons.